Messenger RNA from Daktulosphaira vitifoliae (grape phylloxera), 641 nucleotides. It is a transcript of the gene UQCR-14, whose product is annotated as cytochrome b-c1 complex subunit 7. The coding region runs from base 138 to 467 and encodes 109 amino acids. NCBI's taxonomy places the organism in Eukaryota, Metazoa, Arthropoda, Insecta, Hemiptera, Phylloxeridae. Gene Ontology annotation, biological process: mitochondrial electron transport, ubiquinol to cytochrome c. The transcript has 4 exons. The record is from RefSeq and is a predicted model, not a curated record.
UAAGGACAUUUCAAUGAGAUAAAAACUCACAAAACUUAUAAAUUGUAAUAGUCAUUCUACAAACACAAUAUUUAAAACUCUCUUCAAAGCUUGAUUUUAUUAAUCCUGUCAUAAGUUAAAUUUUAAUCUUUACUAAUAUGUCUAUAUUUAAAUCCAUCGCAUCCAAUGUGGGUGUUCGUCGUUGGGCAUAUAAUCUAUCGGGUUUCAAUCGAUAUGGACUCCAUCAUGAUGAUGUACUACAAGAAAAUGAAGAUGUGAAAGAAGCUUUAAGAAGACUUCCAAACCAUAAAGUUGAUGAACGUACAUUUAGGAUAAUUCGAGCUAUGCAACUCUCGAUACAAAAAAUAGAAUUACCGAAGGAAGAAUGGACCAAAUUUGAAGAAGAUGAUCGCUAUUUGCAACCAUAUUUAGAAGAAGUUAUUCGGGAAAGAGAAGAAAAAGAAUAUUGGGAAAAAAAUUACUAUUAGGAAAUUAUACUUUUUAAUUUUUAAUUUCCUUAAUAUUUUAAUAGUAUUAUGUAAUAAUAAUUAAUUUUUUUAAAUGAAAAAAUUAACUAAACAAAAGCAUACAAAAUAUUAAUGGUUUGUUGAACAUAGUAUCUGGUUGUAUAUUAAGAUGAAUAAAGUACCAUUAUCUAUAAA